Lampris incognitus (smalleye Pacific opah) is the source of this 9251-nucleotide messenger RNA. It is a transcript of the gene slc27a4, whose product is annotated as solute carrier family 27 member 4. Gene Ontology annotation, cellular component: endoplasmic reticulum membrane; plasma membrane; microvillus. Gene Ontology annotation, biological process: very long-chain fatty acid catabolic process; response to nutrient; medium-chain fatty acid transport. Gene Ontology annotation, molecular function: long-chain fatty acid transmembrane transporter activity; long-chain fatty acid-CoA ligase activity. NCBI's taxonomy places the organism in Eukaryota, Metazoa, Chordata, Actinopteri, Lampriformes, Lampridae. The coding region runs from base 86 to 2188 and encodes 700 amino acids. The transcript is spliced from 13 exons. The record is from RefSeq and is a predicted model, not a curated record.
UCAGUUUAUCAGAACAGACAGUAUGUUCUGCCGAAAUCAUACCAGAUAACAUGUUUUUUUUUGUGUUUUUGUCAAGGUGGCUGCUAUGCAUAACAGUGCAAAUAUGCUGAUUCAUGAGCAAUUUCUGAGGCUAAAGCACCCUUUAAUCUUCCAUGUGUCAGACUUACAUUCAGCCAGAGCAGUGUGUGAAAUAUUCUACAAUAUAUUUUCUGUUUUUACAUAUAUGAAGAUGUGUGCAUAUGUGCCUUUUUGCAGGAUGCUGCGUCUAGCAUGUUGCACAGCCCUGCUGUUCGUACUGAGGUUGCUCGCAGGCCUGCCCUGGUACCAGGUUCUCCCGGCCAUUCUCAUCUUCUACCUGGGUGCAGGAGGAUGGAGCUUCCUAAAGAUUUUUGCAAAAACAAUUGGCAGAGACCUACAUGCUGCACACGUCCUCUUGCAGGUUAAAAUGAAUGUGAGCCGCCAUCUCAGAAAUAAGAAUACCAUACCUAAAAUUUUUGCUGAGACAGUGCAACGCCAUGGGGACAAGACGGCACUGAUUUUUGAAGGGACUGGAGAAAAGUGGACCUUCAGACAGUUGGAUGAAUACUCCAACAGGGUAGCUAACCUGCUCCUGGAACGCGGCUUCAAGGAAGGGGAUGUGGUGGCCCUAUUCAUGGAGAACAGAUCCCAAUAUGUGGGCCUCUGGCUCGGAAUGGCUAAAAUUGGAGUAGAAGCUGCCCUCAUCAACUUUAAUUUGAGGCUGGAAGCUUUGGUCCACUGCCUCACCAUCUCUAAUGCCAAGGCUGUGGUCUUUGGGAUGGAGCUUAAUGAUGCUGUUUAUGAGGUCCAUACAUCUAUGGGGAAAAAAGUUCAGAUGUUCUGCUCUGGGGACUGGGACCCCAAACGGGUUCCGCAAGGGACUGAGUGCCUAGAGCAUCUGCUGGCUUCUGCCCCCACCCACCUGCCCAGUGGGCCACAGCGCUGCUUCACAGAUCGCCUAUUUUACAUCUAUACAUCAGGAACCACUGGGAUGCCCAAAGCUGCCAUUGUGGUUCACAGCAGGUACUACCGUAUGGCAGCGUUGGUGUACUAUGGCUUCAGGAUGACCUCAGAUGAUGUGCUGUAUGACUGUCUGCCACUCUACCACUCCGCAGGUAACAUAGUGGGGGUAGGACAGUGUAUAAUCCACGGCAUGACUGUGGUCAUCAAAAAGAAGUUCUCCGCCUCGCGUUUCUGGGAUGAUUGUAUCAAAUAUAACUGCACAAUUGUGCAAUACAUCGGAGAGAUCUGCAGGUACCUGCUGAAUCAGCCAGUUCGGGACACGGAGCAGCAGCAUCGGGUGCGGAUGGCAUUGGGCAAUGGUCUGCGCCAGUCCAUUUGGGAAGAGUUUACCGGCCGAUUCAACAUCCCGCAGAUCGCUGAGUUCUACGGAGCCACAGAAUGCAACUGCAGCCUGGGAAACUUUGAUAACAAGCUGGGAGCGUGUGGAUUCAAUAGUCAGAUCCUACCCUUCAUUUACCCCAUCAGACUGGUGAGGGUGGAUGAAGAGACUAUGGAGCUGAUUAGAGGACCUGAUGGAGUCUGUAUUCCCUGUAAACCUGGUGAGCCUGGCCAGCUAGUUGGAAAGAUUAUCCAGAAUGACCCUCUGCGGAGAUUUGAUGGCUACGUCAAUCAGUCGGCAACCAGUAAGAAGAUAUCCCACAGCGUCUUCAAGAAGGGGGACAAUGCCUAUCUGUCAGGUGAUGUGCUUAUUAUGGAUGAGUGUGGCUACAUGUACUUCAAGGAUCGCACGGGAGACACUUUCCGCUGGAAAGGAGAAAACGUCUCCACCACUGAGGUGGAGGGGACGCUCAGUAGACUGCUGGAAAUGAAAGACGUGGUUGUCUACGGAGUAGAAGUACCAGGAGCAGAGGGUAAGGCUGGCAUGGCAGCGAUCGCUGACCCCUCCCACUCAACUGACCUGGAGAGGUUUGCAAAAGACAUGGAGAAGGUUCUUCCUUCAUACGCCAGACCUGUCUUCCUCCGCUUCCUUCCAGAGGUCAACAAGACAGGCACAUAUAAGUUCCAGAAGACAGAGAUGCGUCGGGAUGGUUUCGAUCCCAACAUUGUGUCAGACAGACUGUAUUUCCUGGAUCCUAGCAGAGGCAGCUACGUGGAGCUGGACGAGAACCUGUACCGCGCCAUCAUUUCAGGGAAACAAAAGUUGUGAUGACCAGGCUGGCAACCACACACACACACACACACUCAAACACACACACACAGGUAUUUACACACCCUUCAUAAAGACAUGGGUAAUGAAAAACUGUGAGACAAGGAUAGCAGCGAGCAGGUCCCCCACAUAAACACUUUAAAAUACAUAAAGGUAGAUAUAGCCAUACACCCCUGCACCCAGCAAACACACUGGCAGUCUCACGUACACACACAUUUACAUAAAACUCAGAAGUUUUCGACACGUUCUUGCUCCUUCGUCCCUAAAGGUGAACUUAAACCUGCCCCGAUACACCACACCCUAGCUCAUCCCUUCUGAAUCUCCUAGCUCACUUCUCUUGCUACCUCAGCAAACAAAUACAGGGGCAGCGACCCAACUACCCGGUCUCAUUCACUCUCACUCCAUUCGACGAAUACAGCACCGUUGAACUGAAAUGAGCCUUCAUUGCCAUUCUACACAAACCUUCAUGGGACCCCUUUACAACACUUCGUCUUGCUACAGCCGGAGCCUGACCCACAAACCCGAUGCUUUUGCCGGGGGACACCGCUGGUAAAGAGGAGGGAUAUGCGGUGCUUGAGAAUCCAGAAUGCAAAAACUAGAAAUUACAGUGAACUGCAAAUAUAGUGGAUGUUUAGGAGGCGCAUGGAUAAGGCUGUACAGCACAUGGCUUAAUGGAAGAACCCUAUGAGGACCUACACUGUCUGUCUGUUUAUUGUUCUGUGAGUGAUAUUGCUUUGUGAGAAAAUGGAGAUUUUAUUUUAGACUCAACCUGCACAAUUAGCCAGCUGUGAAGAACCUGUGUAAAUAACAAUUACUUCUUUCCUCUCCCAAAGGUUGAGUUUCCAAAGUUCUUACCACAAUCCCUCUGGUACCAUUCUCCUCACCCCAAUCCCUCCCUCUACACUCCUCUCCAUUUGUUGGAGACAACCUGUGACUUAAGGCCUUUAUUUGAGUUCCCAAAGUUCUUACCACAAUCCCUCUGGUACCAUUCUCCUCACCCCAAUCCCUCCCUCUACACUCCUCUCCAUUUGUUGGGGACAACCUGUGAUUUAAGGCCUUUAUUUGAGUUCCCAAAGUUCUUACCACAAUCCCUCUGGUACCAUUCUCCUCACUCCAAUCCCUCCCUCUACACUCCUCUCCAUUUGUUGGAGACAACCUGUGACUUAAGGCCUUUAUAUUUGAGAAUUGGGCAAGUAGGGCAAAUUAUUUGGAAAAGGGAACAAAAAUAGGGCAGGAUUUUGGAAAGUCUUUUUAGAUACACUACAUGGCCAAAAGUAUGUGGAAAACAUCACACCCAUAUGUGCCUCAUUCCUAAACCAUGGGCAUUAAUAUCGAGUUGGUAACUGCUGUGCUGCUGUAACAGCCUCCACUCUUCUGGGAAGGCUUCCCACUAGAUUUUGGGACAUGGCUGCAGGGAUUCAUUCCCAUUCAGCCACAACAGCAUUAGUGAGGUCGGAUGCUGAUGUUGGAAAGAAGACCUUGCUCGCAGUCAGCUUUCCAAUUCAUCCCAUAGGUGUUGAAGUCAGUGCUCUGUGUAGACCAGUCAAGUUCUUCCACACCAAACUCAGUAAACCAUGUCUUUAUGGACCUCGCUUUGUGCAUGUGGGCAUUGUCAUGCUGGAACAGGAAUGAGCCUUCACCGAACCAUUGCCACAAAGUUGGAAGCACAGUUUUGUAAUAAAAAUGUAUGCUGUAGCGUUAAGAUUUCCCUUCGCUGGAACUAAGGGGCCUAGCCUAAACCAUAAAAAACAGCCCAGACCAUUAAGCGUUGGCACUAUGCAUUCAGGCAGGUAGCGCUCUUCUGCCAAACCUAGAUCCGUCCCUCAGACUGCCAGAUAUUGAACCAUGAUUUAUUACUGUAGGAAAUGUGUUUCCAUUGCUCCAGAGUCCAACGGUGGUGUGCUUUACACCACUCCAGCCGAUGCUUGGUAUUAUGCAUGGUGAUCUUGGGUUUGUGUGCAGCUGCUCGGCCAUAGAAACCCCUUUCAUGAAGCUCCCGACAAACAGUUCUUGUGCUGACGUUGCUCCCAGAGACAGUUUGGGACUCGGUAGUGAGUGUUGAACCGAGGGCAGACGAUUUUUAUACCUGUUCUGUGAGCUUGUGUGUCCUACCACUUCGCGGCUAAGCUGUUGUUGCUCCUAGAUGUGCACUUCAUAAUAACAGCACUUAAGGAAACCAGGUCAGAUCUAGCAGGGCAGAAAUUUGUUGGAAACGUGGCGUCCUGUGACACAACCAUGUUGGAAGUCACUGAGCUCUUCUGCAUGAUCCAUUCUGCUGCCAAUGUUUGUCUCUAGAGACUGCAUGGCUGUAUGCUGGAUUUUGUGCACCUGUUAGCAAUGGAUGUGGCUGAGCUAGCUAAAUCCACUGAUUAGAAGUGGCAUCCACUUACGUUUGCCCAUGUAGUGUAUACCCUUGGCCAGAGAAUUUGAACUCAACCAGUGGUUGAAACUGAAAGAUUUUUUAUGCAAUAGGGUUCCAGCGUUGGCAGUGCAAUGAUCAGCCAUACCAAGAGCUGAUAUAAAAAAAACUGUAUUUAAAAUUGUCUGCAUUACACCAAAUAUAUUUAAGCUUUAGUAAAGUUAUUUUACAUAUUUAGGAUAAAGUAUUAGUAAUUUAUAUUUUUUGUGUCACAAACUUCAAACCUCUCGUAUUUUGUGAUGCAAAUGAUUAUCUUGCUGCAAUGGUAUUACAUUUGGAUUAUCACUCCCAAGAAAAUCCUAUACUCCAGAUAUGAGUCCUCAACAAUGUAAUCCGCAGUAUGCGUUCUACAUCAGUUGCUGGAAGACAGAGAAAAUUCAUCUGGAUGUUCCAACUCUGGUAUAAACAUGUGGUGCCAAUUCCAGAAACUACUACUACUACGUUCAGCUGCUCCCGUUAGGGGUCGCCACAGCGGAUCAUCCGUUUCCAUUUCUUCUUGUCUUCUGCAUCUUCCUCUGUCAUCUUCCUCUGCCACCUGUAUGUCAUUCCUCACCACAUCCAUAAACCCCCUCUUUGGCCUUCUUCUUUUCUGAAAUUGGUGCCAGUUCCAGAAAAAUGUAGUUUAAAACCAGGUCAGUAAUAUUUCAACUAGUAUCUUGUAUAAAAUGUGUAGUCCACAAAUUAAUCCCCAUCCACUCAUCUAAUGUGUGGUGUGGUUCACUGGGUGUAUUGUGCAGGUUUUGUCCUUAACUUCACUUAAUAUAAGGUGUGUGCAUUUAUUGAAAACCGUUUUAAGAAGAGUAAAGAGUGAGAAGCACCAAUCUCUUGCAUGAUGAGAACUUGGUUUCAGUAAGUCCAAAAUACUGGUGCUGAAGAGGGCGUAGUCUGCUGAAUUCAAUAGAAUGAAAUGAUCCAAAGACUUGAAGGAAGGGGGUGGAAACGGGACGCGGCUGGGGAUGCAAAGAAGUACUCAAAUAGCAGAAGGGAAAAUAUGCUUUGUCAUCGACCUGCGGUGUGUUGGUGGCGGUCAUGGAAGGUUGUAGCAGUGUGAACAAGCAUCAUUGGCCACAAGCAGAGCACUGUGCCUUACUGUGAGUUCACCUCCCAGAUCCACAGGCCCUGUCCACACCUAACAUCUUAAAUGGCUGCCCGUGCCUAUUCUAUUUUUACUUACUCUUUUACCCAUUUAUCCCCUAGUUGCUGUAUUGCAUUUGGUUGUCCCCUCAUGGCACCCUGGGUAAUUCCCUUUGGAGCUGAGUUUUCCAUUCCCAUUGACGUGAUUUUUCCUGCAGCUUAUCUUCCUUCCCUACAUUUUACCCCUACAUCUAUUACCUCGGUCUCCCUAGUUUUGUCACCCCUUCGCUUUGUUUUUUUAACUCUUAAGGGCCCAGACACACCAAACCGACUAGCGGCGACGAAGGCCGACUGUUGCGUCACCUCACGUCGCCUGCCGUCUGGGCCAAAAAGUAGCACUUGAACACACUGCAAAGGCUACAGCCGAUGGCCAAAUAGCAUGUACAUUCUGCACUGAUUCGCUAAGCUGAACAGCCAAUCAGAGUGAUCUCUCUCACCAACAGGCUGAAUCGGCCGAAAAGCUGGCAACAGGGGUCCGACUAGUGCUGACGGUGCGGGACACACCGCAAAAACUAGGGUCACAGAUGCUCACCGACAGUCCAACAUUGGCUGACAGUGUGUCAGGGCCCUGACCUUACUUUGUCCUUCACCUUUGUUUUCCUAAAAUCCAACUUGGGUUUUCUCAGACACAUUUUGUUAAAUUUUCCCUUUCUCAGCACUUUGUUUCUGUAGUGGCACAACUUUUCUCUCCUUUCAGCCCUCAUAAUCAGUUUGCUAACCUUCCCAAUCACUCCUCUCUUUCUGUCGCCCCAUCUGCAAACACCUCCAAUGUCUUCUGUCUCUGCUGUCUCGUUCUUAUCCCAGCCCUCCAUCUCUAACGAGACCCCUCUGUCGGGUCCUUGCUUGUCACUGGAGGGAGUCCUGCCUCACUCCGCCAUGUCUGCUUUUUCCUGCAGCGCCAUGUGGUCCCAGACAUGGACACAGACACUUUGGAACGCACUGCUUUUAAAAAUACGGAAAAUAUUUGUAAAUUAAUGAGAUUUGGUGAGUGUUUUAAUUUAGGUAUCUAAAAUAUUUUGGUUUCUACUUUUGAGAUUAUUUUGGGGGGGGGGGGUAAAUUAAGCACACCUCAAACUACCAGGUGGUUUUAAAAAAAAACACUUUUUACCCAUGAUUAUGUGAGAAGUCCUCAACCAAGAAAGCGCAUUUCAGACGGAUGAAUGCUAUUUAUUUGCUUUAAUGUCAAAUCCUCGUCCAGGCACUUUGAGAUCACACAGCUGACUGCAAUGAAGACGACACGUUAGUCGAUAUGAGCUGCACGGCGGCCAUGCUGGGACUCUUCGGUGGUCUGGUUUCCGGCGGGCCGAAUCUCGAGUUCCUAAAGCCACUUCGUCCCCCUUAUUUUAGGAAUCCGCACUUUGACGGUUGAACUUGACGAGCCCUAAUCUGACUUUUCAAGGAAUGUCAACAUCGCUGUCGCCUAUCCAAUCUUCUCGGAACUGUGUUUGGUUUUAGUUAUUUCCAAGAACCUAAAGCUAGUUUACAGAAACCGAGAUUCAUUCCAGCUUCUUCUUCUUCACGUGCACCUCAUGAGCAGGUGGGCUUUGGGACUCUUUUAAAGAGUCCGCCUGUGGCACUGUAUUGUUAGCGUGUGAAAUUCUGUCUUGAGUGCUUGAGAAAAAACAAGUGACUGAGCAGGGGUGUCGAUGUUGUGAGCUAGAGAGUGAUUUAGGCACCUCGGGGAGCACGACGUGGUUGUUCGGAUGUGUCUCAGUCGUAUUCGUUGACUCUGGCUUACGAGGGGGGGGGGCACCUUGCUAAGCAGCCCCACGGCAGAGUGGUCUCAGAGAGAGCAAAACAUGUUUUCGUUUUCACUUUUUUAAAUAAGUUUAAAUUAUUAUUUUUAAAGAAUUGUUGAUUAUAGUUUGAUAAGUUCACUGAUAUAUAUAUAUAUGUGUGUGUGUUUGUUGUUUUGUCUGUCGAGUCAUAGCUUCGCAGUCGUGAAGGAGGAUGCUGUUUCUCCUCGCCUUUGUAAAAUUGGUACUGGGAAACAGCACAUGUUCACCUUCUCCGAAUAAAAACCUUGCCCCUAGAUUUUGACGAGGCGGUUUUGGGGUUUUCAGCUUCCCCACCAAUGAAUAAUACUGAGAAUAGGAGGUGGGGGGGAGUUGGCUCCAAGUUACCACUCCAACCGUAGAAAAGCUGACACGCUUUCAGGAAUAAAAGCCGGCUGUGAAACUGGGCGGCGAGAUUUCGAGUAACCUCUUCGACCAGAGGGUGGCGCUAUGCCGUCGUCUGACAAUUAUGCACAAGUUUGAAAAUCCCGUAGCCUUUACCAUGCGGUCUUUAAAUGAUGAAUGGUGGUGCAACCCUCCGAUCAGUGAAGAGUGCAUGAUAAUUGACAACACAAAAAGACAGUACACGGUUCAGCAUCGCAGGUAGAUAUUCACACGUCUGCUGACCCAACUUUAUAUACGUGUUUCACGUCGAGAGAAAAACACUGGGUGGUACAUUCCAAAGCAAGCUGCUUUUUUAUUCUUUUGUCUUUUUUUUUUUUGGUUUUUACAAAAAAAAUGAAUACCACCGUACCCUUUUUGAUAUCACAGGCCAUGAUCACAUGUCUUAUCAGCAUGCAUGUUUAACGUGUCAGACAGGACAGUCAGCUAACAUUGACCCCAGGUUUAUUCUAACUCGACAACACCGGGUUUUUAAUAUUGCAUUCAAAGAAACUCCAGAAAUGUUUUAUAUUUUGUAACGGGUUCAACGGUGUCAUUCGACCACUGAGGAGAGACCAUAUCUGCAAAGAGAAUUUCGUUUAAAAAAAAAGAAAAAGAAAAAAAAGUCGUAUUUGUUUUUUCUUUUUAUCCUUCAUUCUAGAAGAGACGUCGAACCCCGGGUCGUUAUUAUCAGGUCUUAAUGACAUCAGAAAGACGAGAUAUCCAGCACAUGCAUGCAAUAUAUACCUAAGAGUCUUGUUGCUGGUCAGAGGACUUAACCUCUUAGGUCACAUGGAGGUUUCUGAAUAUAUGUGGCCUGAUCAGAGAGUCAAGAUCCAUACUCACCAGUCCUCUAUCACUGGUUUAACAUGGGUGACAACAGACUGAAGACUUGUCUGUGUACAAGUUAUGAGUUCGGUGUACGUCUCUCUCUGGUCUUCUGUCCCUCAUGCCUGUGGACCCCCCCUUGCUCAACCAGCUAUUCUCCAAAAGCACUUUUUUUUUCCUUUUUGUGGUACUCAGGAACGUCAUCAUUAAGCAACACCAGAAAAGGGAAUGAUUGUCAGUGUAUCUGUGUGUAUGUGCACAAGAGGCUUUUUUUGUUCGUUUGUUUGUUUUCUGGUUGGUUGUUUUUUUUGCUUUGUUUUUGCACAGGCGGCAGCUCUUAGCAUGUGCAGAAUGUGUGUAGUGGAGGUCUGUGAGGUGUGUGUGUGUGUGUAAUGUGCACACACACACACCGAUGUCCUCUUGCCCAGAGAUGACCAGCUGUAGAUCAUGCUUUUAAAGAAAAGUGAAAUAAAAAGCAAUGUUGCAAAUGGCAAAUCAGUAUUAAUAAAACUAUUCAAAUUGUUAA